Striga hermonthica is the source of this 1464-nucleotide messenger RNA. The record is from the annotation of a GenBank genome assembly. Lineage: Eukaryota; Viridiplantae; Streptophyta; Magnoliopsida; Lamiales; Orobanchaceae.
AUGUUCACAGUGCUUUUAUUGGUUGCUAGUUUGAGCAAUAUUGCAUUAUGUUCAGCCGAUGGGCUAUUACCAAAUGGCAACUUCGAGUACGGCCCAAAACCUUGGCAAAUGAAAGGAACACGAGUAAUCGACCCGCACGCAAUACCCUUUUGGGAAUUGUCCGGUUUUAUCGAGUACAUAAAAUCGGGCCACAAGCAAGGCGACAUGCUAUUGGUCGUGCCGGAGGGGGCCUCUGCCGUACGAUUAGGCGAGGAGGCCUCCAUCAAGACCAAGGUUAAGGUCACAAGCGGCAUAUUUUAUUCCAUUUCGUUUAGUGCAGCUAGGACAUGUGCCCAAGAGGAGAAGUUGAAUGUGUCCGUUUGGCCCAGUAAGGAGCCCAAUGACUGGGGAGUCCUGCCCAUACAGACUGUUUACAGUAGCGAUGGGUGGGAUUCUUACUCUUGGGGCUUCUUGGCCCAGUCCAAUGAGAUCGAAAUCAAGAUACAUAAUCCUGGAAAAGAAAAUGACCCAGCUUGCGGCCCAGUUAUUGAUUCUGUUGCUAUCAAGGCCCUACGUGCAUCUACGAGGACAAGAGGCAAUAUGUUGAAAAAUGGUAACUUUGAAGAGGGUCCAUACAUCUUCCCUAACACAACUUGGGGAGUCCUAAUUCCUCCCAACAUUGAAGAUCAUCACUCCCCAUUGCCCGGUUGGAUUAUUGAAUCCCUCAAAGCCGUGAAGUACAUCGAUUCCGAUCACUAUUGGGUGCCUGAGGGCAAACGAGCGGUUGAAUUAGUUGCCGGUAGAGAAAGUGUACUAGUACAGAUCGCUCUUCCAAAUCAACCGACUGCGGAUUGCCCAAGCUUCAAGCUCGUGCUUGUUGGCGAUGGCGGCACAGGGAAAACUACUUUUGUCAGACGCCAUCUUACUGGGGAAUUCGAGAAGAAAUAUGAACCAACCAUUGGUGUAGAAGUUCAUCCGCUUGACUUCUUCACAAACUGCGGCAAGAUAAGGUUUUACUGUUGGGACACAGCCGGGCAAGAGAAGUUUGGAGGACUCAGAGAUGGUUAUUAUAUUCACGGGAAUUGCGCCAUCAUAAUGUUUGACGUGACGGCACGCAUGACCUACAAGAAUGUCCCCACAUGGCAUCGGGACAUUUGCAGGGUGUGCGAGAAUAUACCGAUUGUGUUGUGUGGGAAUAAGGUGGAUGUCAAGAACAGGCAGGUGAAAGCAAAGCAGGUCACUUUCCAUAGGAAGAAGAAUCUUCAGUACUAUGAGAUCUCAGCCAAAAGCAACUACAACUUUGAGAAGCCCUUUCUGUAUCUUGCUAGAAAACUUGCUGGCGCCCCCGAAUUGUAUUUUGUCGAGUCACCAGCACUUGCACCCCCAGAAGUUCAAGUUGAUUUGGUCGAACAAUUAAGGCAUGAAGAGGAACUGAAAAACGCGAUGAAUCAGCCACUUCCUGAUGAGGAUGAAGACUUUGCUUGA